GACUAUUUCUACUAGGUCACGUGAUUUCAUAGCAAGGAUGCUGCUUUCACGGACCGACCGGACCGAAACGCCACAUCGCGCUGGGGUUACAGCUUUACUAGAGGUCCGUGAAGGCAACAGGGCUAGCAUAGGGGUAUUUUUCGUAUGUCACACUACGUUUGGUCUAGUGACUAGCAGCUGUGGCUGAAAUUAAUAUGGAAACACUUCCCGGGACAGUACUAACACAUGUGACUACAAGUUAAAGCUGUAGUCCGUCCAACUCCAAUUUUGUUACGCCAGAGUAUUAAUAUGGAAAGCGAAAGCUGCAGCAGGGUCCCGGGAGGUGUGGUGACUGCUUGAGGAAGUGGAUCAGAGAUGCUGUGGCCGUCAUGACUGCUUUCAUUUGGAUGCUCACAUGGCUGCCUCUGGUCUUGCCAGCUAUGAGUGCACUGCCGCCGCCUGUCAAUCUUAUCCUGAUCUCAAACCAUUUUAGACAUAUGUUAAAAUGGGGGCCUGGACCGGGGACACCCACAGGAGCCUACUACAGUGUUGCCAUUCGCACAGACAAGGGAACAUCAUGGGUGCCAGUGGCAGGCUGUGAGCGUGUCCAGCACCCAUUGGUAUGCAACCUGACUGAUGCCUUCUCCAACCCAACAGUAUCCUACUUUGCUCAGGUUACAGCACUGUUGGGACCACAGUCCUCACUACCUGCCAACCACCCAGAAUUUAAACCCAUCAAAGACACUCAUUUGGACCUGCCACUGCUGACUGUGACAUCAUGUGGCAGAAACAUGUGUGUGGACCUUCAACCUCCCAUGGAACAUCUUAGGGAAACCUAUAACACUCUUCAUUACAAACUUAAAAUUAUGAGCAGCGGUGCAGACAGAGCCCAGUUUAAGGACAUCCGGUCUCUGGAAAGACAGAUUGUGGAAGAUGUGGCCCCUGGCAGACAGUAUUGUGUCUCAAUCUGCUUCGCAGACGGCCUCGAAUCCAAAGAGUCCAACUACAGCCAGCCUAUUUGUGCUUUCACCCCUAGCAUCUAUACUGCAGACCCGUGGAUUUCAGCUGUAUUGUGUUCAUUGGUGGUGUUUGGUGUGAUUUGCCUGGCCCUGCUGGCCAGUACCGGUUUCAUCUGUCUGAAAGGGGGGCCACUGCCACUGGUCCUGACAUCUCUCCAUCACAUCGAAGAGGUUCCUGUCAUUGUGCCCUACAGCACAGCUUUCUCAUCCUCCUUGAAUGGCCAACCAACACUGCCCUCUUCAGGUAAAAAGAGGAGCAGCCUAUCAUUGUCAAGUGACAGUGAUGAGGAAUGUGGAACGGAGAGCAUUGGAGGAGGUUAUAAACUGCAGGUGGGAAGAAACCUCUUGUCUUCCUCCACUUCGUCUUCAUCAUCUUUGUCAGAUGUGUUAUCCCCUGAACCUGAACCACAGCCAAGCUUCUCAUCAGAGCACACAUCAGACUCCUUCAUUUCAAAACUUGAAGCCCCAGUUUCAGCAGAGACACAUUCUACUGCUAGUUCAAACAAUAUGACUGAGCCAAAUAUCAAGGAGAAGGAGGUGGUGGGAGAGGAAGGCAGCCAGGAUGUGAACCUCCUCACAUUAAUCUUUGGCAGGCGUGAACAGGAGGAGAAGGAGCAGGAAUCUCAUCUGGAUGUGGCAGAGGUUGAGCCACAGUCUCCCUCAGAGGAGAGAAACAUCACUUCAGUUCAACCCUCACAAACUUGGGAUACUAGGGAGCAUGCCAUAGAAAAGGUUUCCUGCUCUGUUGAUGAAGAGGAGCACUUUGGAUAUAUGGGCCGUCCAUGUACAGUUGUCUUGUAGAAGUUCUUAUAGAAGUCUGGCUGGACAUUCAGUGUGUUUGCAGAAUGGCGUAAUAUGUUAAACCCAGUUUUCCAAAAUCAGACUGUGCAGUCUGUGUGGAGGUCUAAACUCAUCUCCAUUUGUUGAGUCUAGACACUGAAAGCUGAUAGUUUGUUGAGUAAUUACAAGGUGGCCAUAUUCUACUCACACUGACCCUGUGCUGGAAAACGUACAGUUUGAAGUGUUGUCUUUUGUUUUUCUAACAACUUCAGUUGUUUCAUAUUUUUCUGAUAAAACCGUUUGUUUCAGAGGUGUUGUCUAAAACUUUUCAGUGAGUUUCAUGCAAGUUGUACAAUCAGAUUUGGUCUUAAGCAGCAUGUGGGACUGGUUUAAGGAGCCUCGUCACAUACAUCACAUUUCUCAUCGCUUUUCUUGGACAUGAACAAAAUUUGAGUGGUCCAGACAUGUUGUCCAUCAACAGCCUGAAUGUAGUGUGGCCUGUUUUGUUUAAACUCUGCCACCGUAAUGGGGCUUCACUUCUUGACUCGCAUGUGGAACAGUCUAAAUCAUAUCUCCACAGUCACACAAACUGUUACCUACAGUAAUUCUGGCUGAUUUAUUCUCACUUUUAACGUCCAACAAGCAAGGUGACAUUUGUAAGUCUAACUGUACCAGUGCGCACACACUCCUAGGACGGGCGGUUAUCAUCCUCUAUAUAACCAUGAUGCAUCCAAAAAUAAUGAUAUAGAACAUUAAACUGUCAGCUCACACUUCAAAGGAGUGGCAUUGUGCUUCCAUCAGGCCUACAGGCAGUUCAGUGUUUAUAAGGUAAUGCCUCUCACCAUGGCAGCUGUUUCAGGGUCAUGGUAUAUGCUAAGAAUUUCCAAUUUAAUAUCUCUGUGACCGUCCUGUCUCUUGACUGCCUCGCAGCUAAGCCAUGGCCAGCUUUGAUUUAAGUCCCCUUCCGACAUACAGAUGGGUGCCGAUUGAAAGGAAAGCUCCACAUAAAGUGACUUAGGAAGGUGUUGGGCCACCAGGUGCUGUCAGAACAGCUUCGGUACACCUUGACAUUGAGCCACCAGGUCUCUGAACACCAUUCUUCCAAAAGAUAUGACCCCUCGUGCCCUAUGGAUGGGGUCACUGUCAUUCUGGAAAGAGGCCACUCAUUUAUUCAGGCUUCUCCUUUACUCAAGACUCUGUGUUUAUUGUCAUGUGCACAGUGAGGAAACAUGUUUCACUGUACAAUGAAAUUCUUACUUUGCUGUCCACAAUGAAUGCCAAACAAUGUAAGGUGAAAUAUAAGGUAGAUCAAUAGUACACAAAGUCUAAAGGCAAUUAUAAACAGCAAGGGGAGACCAAUGCUACAUCGGAACUGGAUGUGCAAUAGGCAGCAGUGAGUGUGCAAUUAUGCAUGUGCAGAUGUGCACGUGCAAACAGUACAGGUGGAAUUACAUAAAGUAAUUCCUGAUUAUAAACUCCUUCAGCUGUUGAGGAGUCUAAUGGCAGUUGGAAAGAAAUCUGUCUGCAUUUGAAAUAACAUCACUUUGAGUUAACUGGUUUGAUAUCUGUUAUACUGUGUGUGUGUGUGUGUGUGUGUGUGUGCUUGGGCGUGUGAAUGGGCAAAUAGUGUGAAAGUGCUUUGACUGUGCUGCAAUACAUAGAAAAGCACUGUACAAGUAUAAGACUAUUUAUCGACAAAAUCAACCAUACUUUAUAUUUUGAUUCAUUUUGAAUUGAUUUAUCAUUUGAGUCAUUUGCUAGACAUUUCCUGUGAGGACGUGCUGCUCGUCUUUUGAUAGUAAACUGAAUAUCUUUGGUUCUUGUAGGUUGGGCAAAGCAAGGCAGCUUUUUUUAUAUUGCAAAUUUCAUACACAGAGGUAAUUCAAAGUGCUUGACAUGGGCAAAGAAAAGCAUUAACAUCAUUAAAAACAAUGAGCAUUAAAACCAGAAUAAAAUCAGCCAAGUUAAAAUGAAGACAAAUGAACAAUGAAAACAUUGUUCAAAUGAGAUAAAAUACAUGCAAUGAAAAUAAAAACAAAUGGUGUACUAUGCCUGAAAUGCAGUAGCUAUACAUCACUUUUGUGAAAAAUUACGCAGGUGACUCACUAGUGCCGAAGCAGCUUUGUGUUGGGUUACACAUGAAAUCAUCACACGUACAUCUUUGAAUGAUGAUGAAAUUGAGUGGGAAUGUUAGUGACAGAAUGUUACAUGGCCUGUACAGUUUAUGAUUACAUGGAUGCCUUUUUUCCAUAUUUACUUAACUUGUCAUGGUCCGUGUACAGUUCAUGUGUGUGAAGUUAGCACUUGUAUUAUUACAAGUGUCGGUAUGCAGCUAAGAAAUACUGUAUAAUGAAAUUAGUUAUGUAUUUGUGACAUUUUUUUUAUUUUUAUACUGACUGUAAAAUCUUGCAGUUAAAUCUGUCAAGCUAUUCAAAAAGACUGUAUUACUGAGUUCUCAGCCAUAAACAUGUACAUUUCACAAUAAUAAACAUUAAAUAGU
Monopterus albus (swamp eel) is the source of this 4278-nucleotide messenger RNA. RefSeq names its product interferon alpha/beta receptor 2-like. Lineage: Eukaryota; Metazoa; Chordata; Actinopteri; Synbranchiformes; Synbranchidae. Bases 369 to 1799 code for a protein of 476 amino acids. Gene Ontology annotation, cellular component: plasma membrane. The transcript is spliced from 8 exons. Gene Ontology annotation, molecular function: cytokine receptor activity; protein binding. The record is from RefSeq and is a predicted model, not a curated record. Gene Ontology annotation, biological process: cytokine-mediated signaling pathway.